Molecule: messenger RNA, 639 nt
Organism: Bombyx mandarina (wild silkworm)
Lineage: Eukaryota; Metazoa; Arthropoda; Insecta; Lepidoptera; Bombycidae
Source: RefSeq, a predicted model, not a curated record
AUGCGUCAAUAUAUUUUUGUUACAGUAAUAUUAAUAGGAGUUACCUAUGUUUAUGGAGGUACAAAACCGGGAACGUUCUUUUGGAAACCUAGAAUUGGUUUGGAUUUGGUGGUUCAAACAACAGGUAAAACACCCGAUGCGCGUAGAAUACAAAUGCCUAAUAAACAAAAUGUAAGAGCUGGUGUUGUGGUGCUAAUAGAUGGUUAUCAAGCUGGAAUCACACUUAUUAGUUUAAUGGCUGGCUUGUCUAGUGGGUUCGGUCCUGACCCGCAUCUUAAUCCUAUUUCAGCUUAUUAUUUUACCAAUGUAUAUCGAUGGGCGCUGAGAUACUUCAGUCUUAUACCUUACUGGGCUGGAACCCACGAGAGUAAUUUUUGUGAAACGACUAAAGUAUGGCGAAGACGAUUUUAUUAUAUGAAUCAAUUCAUUCCAAAGUGGCUCAAAUACAUAUUUCCUUUUGUGAAAAACGAGGAGUGGGAAAAGGAAGAAAUGGAGUUCAAACGGUUCAAAAAGUAUUCAGAGUCUGCGUUUGGAAAACAUUUUCGAUAUCCGAGUAAAGUUUUUAAUGAUUAUAAAUCUGAAGAAACUCAAGAAACAGCCGAAAAACGUGAUGCGUCGUCUUCUGGUGUCGAUAAAUAA